AUGACGGGUUUUUCACGUGAGAAGGGCUUGAAUGAGGAGAAACUGUUCGGAGAGAUUUUCCAUUCUGGCGAGACUGGCUCCGGGGCUGAGCGGACAAGAAGCACUCCAGAAUCGCUAGAGGAACGCCGAGGCACUGAAUUUGUCAAGCACGACGACAGAAAGAUUCCGCAGCCUCCCCCAGGGAAACCGCGAACAGGUCGUGAAAGCGUUUCAAGUAGGUUACCAGAUGGUCGGUGGAAUACGUAUAACGGACAAAUGCCAAACGCUCGAUAUAACGAACUCCAACAACGCAUUCUUCCUGGCGGAGAAGGAGGCGCUCGUUUUAUCCCACCGGACGAAUAUAAGGAAUUUCUACAGCUUGGUCAUGGUGGGGUCUUUGACUUGGAUCUUGACAACAUCGAUGUCGCUCCCUGGCGACGCCGUGGAGCUGAACUCAAUUCCUAUUUCAAUUAUGGUUUCACAGAACGAUCUUGGAGACUGUACAUAAAGGAGAUCCGAAGAGCUCGUAUGGAGCUUCAUCUAAGAAACAGCAUAGAGAUUGGGUUUACAGAAAAUAAUUCAACUGUUGAUACUGACUUGCCACCAGAGGUGAGACGAGCGUUGGGUGGAUGGGAGUAUGAGGGUCAGUCAAGAUCGACGUCACUUCCUCCAGUGGGCUCAUCGCACGAGGUGUUAGGAGUAAAAAAUACGGAAUACUUGCUCCAGCCAUCUGAAAAUUUCCACAAUGAGUCUCAAGUAAACACUCAACAACUGUACGAGGGAACACGGCCUGCACAAGUGAAAAUGAACUCACAGCAACAGUCAAUGGAAGCCAAGCUUGCUGGUGGAGAAAUGACGCUCGAAGAACUCCGCGAAGAAGCCCAAAAUAUUCAGUCCGAAUAUCGUGCUCUUGUUGCCUCUAGCACUCUUUCCUCGGCAAAGAAUUACGAACUACAGAGCAAGAUGCUAGAGAUAAAAAAGAGAAUCGCUCAGUAUCAAGCAUGA
Molecule: messenger RNA, 984 nt
Organism: Ostreococcus lucimarinus CCE9901
Lineage: Eukaryota; Viridiplantae; Chlorophyta; Mamiellophyceae; Mamiellales; Bathycoccaceae
Gene: Fip1
Product: Fip1 motif containing protein
Exons: 3
Coding region: 1-984 (327 amino acids)
Biological process (GO): mRNA processing
Source: RefSeq, a predicted model, not a curated record